Molecule: messenger RNA, 732 nt
Organism: Carica papaya (papaya)
Lineage: Eukaryota; Viridiplantae; Streptophyta; Magnoliopsida; Brassicales; Caricaceae
Source: RefSeq, a predicted model, not a curated record
GCACAGGGGAUGUUAACAGUAUUACAGUUGGAUCCAGAACUAAUAUACAGGAUAAUUCCCUCGUGCACGUGGCAAAGUCUAACCUAAGUGGAAAGGUGCUUCCAACCAUAAUUGGUGACAAUGUUACAGUAGGUCAUAGUGCUGUUCUGCAUGGCUGUACUGUUGAGGAUGAGGCAUUCGUUGGCAUGGGAGCAACGCUUCUUGAUGGUGUUGUAAUUGAGAAGCAUGCCAUGGUUGCUGCUGGGGCUCUUGUGAGACAGAAUACGAGGAUCCCUUCUGGAGAGGUCUGGGGAGGCAAUCCUGCUAAAUUCUUGAGGAAGCUAACUGAUGAGGAGAUUGUUUUUAUUUCUCAGUCGGCCAUCAAUUAUUCCAACCUUGCGCAGGUUCAUGCAGCUGAGAAUGCAAAGUCAUUUGAUGAGAUUGAGUUUGAGAAGGUUCUUCGCAAGAAGUUUGCUCAUAAGGAUGAGGAGUAUGACUCGAUGCUGGGUGUUGUCCGUGAAACUCCUCCGGAACUAAUUCUCCCAGAUAAUAUUUUACCAGAUAAGGCAUCGAAGUCUUCUUAAAAAUGGAACUCCGGCUUGUGAGAAAACAAUGCUGUAAAGCAGUAUGAACUGGCUAUAUUUGUCCGUUCUACCUAGAAGUAUUCCUGUUUAGCCUACUAUUUUUCUGGAUAUUCAUGUUUUUGAGUUGCUUUCUUGUUAAAUUCUAAUUAUGGCAGAAAUUAUAAUUUCA